AUCCCCAUAAACAAAGACAACCAUAAAGAAACCCCACAAACCCCAUUCUCCAACCGCUUCAAAUGGCCACAAUCGCGUCACUUUCCCCAGAAACCCUCGCCCAGAUCCUCUCCUACAUCCCUCGCGACCAUGAUAACCUCAUAGUGCGUUUAGCGCGCAUUAGAGACGGUGGCCCUAUCAAGCCCGUCUCCGAGCUCCCACCUUAUGCCACAGUGUGCAAGACCUGGCAGUGGCACAUAGAGCAGCGGACAUUUCGGGAGAUCAACCUCCCAAGCUCCGAGCUAGCAUACUUUUCUAAGCUUAUGACGGGUCACCGGAGAGCCACCCUCAGGGAAGUGAAGUAUCAGGUUGCCCUACCCGAGUAUGAUGAUGCAGCAUGUGCAGUUGUGGAGACUGAGGAAGAUAAGAGGGUAAACGAUGCCUCAUUUACUACUGCUAUCACAGAGUUAUUCAGGCUCGUGAAGAGGUGGGAGGAAGAGGAUGAGCAGGAGCUCAGUAGAACAGGUUCAAGGGCGAGUGAGGGUUUGGUGCCGCUGUCGUUGGAAAUGUCGCAGAUCUACUCGCCUAGCGAUCCAAAGAAAAGAAGUAGGGAGAUUUUAAGUGAGCAACACAGGGCAGUGGAACGGGGAGAGCGAAGGGACUUGUUUGAGGGGCGAUACUGCGAUUCUUGGCUUCGUCUGGGGCCGCUGGAUGGGGUACCUGAGUUGAAGAGAGUGACAAAAUACGCUGUUUCUCCAUCCUAUCCGAGACCUGUAGAGGCAGAGUCGAUAGCGCGAUUGGCGAAGAAGUUUCCGGCCCUGGAGAAGCUGGACUUGCAAAUUAUGGAAAGAAGUGAGGACUUCGAAGUACGGCGGAAGGAUAGAUAUGACUUCGCCGUUGCUCUCCUUUCCCUCUCCUCGCUCCCCCUCACCUCUUUUUCACUAUGCGCCGAAAAUACGUCUCCGCGUUACCAGUUCCAAGAACCCCCCUCAAUCCUGCUUUCCGAUAUCGACCACUUCUCCCUAGCGCUCUAUGCAAUUUCCCUCAUCCCAACCCUCAAGACUAUCGACCUCCAAGGCCCCAUCAUGAUCUCACCACAGCUCUUCCAGCCUCCUGCCGCUCUGGACUCCGCAUUCGCGAGCCUAGCCAACCGGGCUCCUCAGUGGCCUUCUCUCAGGACCUAUUCUGCAAUAUUCUCCACCGUGCGCCCGUCGGGUUCAUGGUACUUUGUACGGCACCCAAACAACCCCGUCCCACACGACUUUGUGGCCCCGCUUGAGCCAGAGUUCGACAGCGAUCGUGGCACAGAGAUGUUCAGGACAUAUCCUGAUGAUGAAGCGAUGGACGGGUUGCUGGCUGCUGCUGGCAAGGCAAAACAAAAUAUGCCCGCGCUGCAGAUGAUGUCUCUGACUGCAAGCCUAAGCCUUGAAAACAGCGAAGAUGCCGAGUUUGAGGCGGUGUGGUUUAAGGCGGGGCAGAAAAACUAUCUGGAUCAUAGGCUUACAGAGCAGCCAGUGAAAGUUGGGAACGAGACGUUUAUAGGAGGUGAUCAUGUGUAUUGGUGGACAGGUAAAGGAGGUAAUUGGCGACCAAAGAGGAAAGUAGAGAAGGCGUGGGUUGGAGAGGGCAAUCAGCAGUGGUUUAAGGGAUAUCCUCAAGAAGAAGAUUACGAGGAGGAUGAGGAGGAUGAGGAGGAUUAUGAUGACGAUGAUGAUGAUGAUGACGACUUUGAAAUGGGGGGGAUCUAGAUUGGAGCGAGUAGCUGGCCUCAUGCAUGUUCCAUGACAGCGCAUUCAUGCUCGAAUCUGCAUUAGUUAUUUAUCUCAAAAACAAUUGUCAGCCCCGCGCGUUUUGAUGAGCUACAAUAAGUCGGCGGCACAAAUUAAUCAGCAGCAGCAUCAUUUACAAACUAUAAUUAAAGGUGA
Messenger RNA from Pseudogymnoascus verrucosus, 1904 nucleotides. RefSeq lists its product as uncharacterized. NCBI's taxonomy places the organism in Eukaryota, Fungi, Ascomycota, Leotiomycetes, Thelebolales, Thelebolaceae. The transcript is spliced from 2 exons. The coding region runs from base 63 to 1727 and encodes 554 amino acids. The record is from RefSeq and is a predicted model, not a curated record.